Messenger RNA from Coprinopsis cinerea okayama7#130, 1290 nucleotides. RefSeq lists its product as hypothetical. The record is from RefSeq and is a predicted model, not a curated record. The transcript is spliced from 3 exons. Lineage: Eukaryota; Fungi; Basidiomycota; Agaricomycetes; Agaricales; Psathyrellaceae. The coding region runs from base 1 to 1290 and encodes 429 amino acids.
AUGACCAGCCAAGCAUCCGCGCUAUCCAAGUUUGAUACUCCGGCCAAGUUGCCUCCUCCUGAUAUCCAAGAAGCAAUUAACAAGCUCACUUCCCUCCUCAAAGAGGCCGGAACCUGGGCUGACGACGACAUCAAUCUGAAGCAAAGGCUUCUGGACUUGACGGUUCUGAUCCAUGAUUCUCUGAGGAGCUUGCAGUGGGACCAAGAGUGGAUUAAACCGGCCAUUCAUACGUGGUUUACUAGGCUUGGUGACCCGGCUUUGCCUUGGGACGGAUAUGCUCGGAGUUUGGACGUAACAUUUUUCCGCUCGAAGACCUUUCAAGACCUGGUCGAUAAGCAGAUCACGCAGCAAGGGAAGCAGAUCUCCCAACAAGCGAGCCCCACCGAGCCACCUAUAGAGGUUCGUGUGGACUCUCAGCAGCGUGUAGGGUCGUAUAUAGCCUAUAUACCAACCAUUUUCGCGUCAAACCAUAAGCAAAACAGAAACGAGAAGCGCAGAACGAGCCAAAAAGCAGGAGAGAUGGGACCCAAGGGAAGUGGGUCACCGACUACGUCACAACCGACGGGAGGGACAACGACGAACGCGACAAGGCCACCCGUCACCAGGGGCCAUACAAGCAAGAGGGUAUGGAGCACGAACACGGAAGAGGCAGUCAACAGAUUCCGGAGGCAACAAUGGCUGGACGAAGAGGAGGAACUCGAGGACAUAGACACGAGCACUGUCCUCAGGGCGCUGAAGACCUUGCCGUCAAGACACAAACCACUCUCGGACGAACUGCACGCGGACCUGAAUGCGAUUUACACGGUACUACAACAAACAAUGAAGAACGACCUGCAUAAGACGAUCAGAGAAAUACUGGAGAGCAAACUGGCGGGGGUGAAAGGAGAGAUGGAGGCGGUGAUCAAGGGGGCAAAGGAGGGUAUAAACGAAGUACGAGCACACGUGAUAGGGGUGGUGGAGAGGACAGGGAAGGCGGCAGAGGAAGAGAUACAGGUACAAGGGAAGAACAUGACCUACGCGAGGGUCCUGGCCGGAGACAACGCACCAGAGGCGGAGGCGGUGAGGAAGGAAAGAGAGAUAGAGGCGAGGAUCGACAGGAAGGGCAGGCAGCUGGUGGUGGACGGCAUCAAGGGAGAUGGGAAAGGGGAAGCACUGACGGAGAGAGAUUUGACAACGAAGGCGGAGGAGAAGGGUCUACCAGAAGGGACGAAAUUCGUGGCAGCAAUACGACUGAAGAACGGCGGGGUGGUUUACAAGCUCAAUUCGAAGGAGGGAAUUCAGAUGCUUUAA